Messenger RNA from Elephantulus edwardii (Cape elephant shrew), 4028 nucleotides. RefSeq names its product fibronectin type III domain containing 3B (gene FNDC3B). Gene Ontology annotation, molecular function: protein binding. Bases 178 to 3834 code for a protein of 1218 amino acids. The record is from RefSeq and is a predicted model, not a curated record. The transcript has 27 exons. Lineage: Eukaryota; Metazoa; Chordata; Mammalia; Macroscelidea; Macroscelididae.
GCGGCGGCCGGAGGAGGAGGAGGCGGAGGAGGCGGAGAGCGGCGGGAGCAGCGCAGGCGGCGGCCGGGAGGCUCGGAGCUGCGGGCUGGGAAGGCGUGGGCGACCCGGUGUGUGGCGCGCCUGCACCCCGCGAUUCAGCCCUAGGGUAGGAAGCCGGUUGGGGGAAGUUCUCCAUGAAUGUACGUCACAAUGAUGAUGACAGACCAAAUCCCUCUGGAGCUGCCGCCGUUGCUGAAUGGAGAGGUGGCCAUGAUGCCUCACUUGGUGAAUGGAGAUGCGGCACAGCAGGUUAUUCUCGUUCAAGUUAAUCCAGGUGAGACUUUCACAAUCAGAGCGGAGGAUGGAACCCUUCAGUGCAUCCAAGGACCCGCUGAAGUUCCCAUGAUGUCACCCAACGGAUCCAUCCCUCCCAUCCACGUCCCUCCAGGUUACAUCUCACAGGUGAUUGAAGACAAUACGGGAGUCCGUCGGGUGGUGGUCACACCCCAGUCUCCUGAGUGUUACCCCCCGAGCUAUCCCUCAGCCAUGUCUCCCACCCAUCACCUACCCCCCUACAUGACUCACCACCCACAUUUUAUUCCUAAUUCACACACGGCUUACUACCCACCUGUGACGGGACCUGGAGACAUGCCGCCUCAGUUCUUUCCUCAGCAUCAUCUUCCCCCUACAAUAUACAGCGAGCAAGAAAUUAUACCACUCUAUGGGAUGUCAAGCUACAUUACCCGGGAAGACCAGUACAGCAAACCGCCGCACAAAAAACUGAAAGACCGCCAGAUUGACCGUCAGAACCGUCUCAAUAGCCCCCCUUCCAUCUACAAAAGCAGCUGCACCACAGUGUACAAUGGCUACGGCAAGGGCCACAGUGGUGGAGGCCACAGUGGAGGAGGCCACAGUGGAGGAGGUCACAGUGGCGGAGGCGGGGGAGGCGGCAGCGGUGGUGGGCCAGGAGUUAAGAAAACAGAGCGGCGAGUAAGAAGCAGCCCCAAGUCGAAUGACUCAGACCUGCAAGAGUACGAAUUGGAAGUCAAGAGAGUGCAAGACAUUCUUUCAGGAAUAGAGAGACCACAGGUUUCUAACAUCCAGGCACGAGCAGUUGUACUGUCCUGGGCUCCACCUGUCGGUCUUUCGUGUGGACCCCACAGCGGCCUUCCCUUCCCCUACAGUUACGAGGUGGCCUUAUCUGACAAAGGACGAGAUGGAAAGUACAAGAUCAUUUACAGUGGAGAAGAGUUAGAAUGUAACCUGAAAGAUCUUAGACCGGCAACGGAUUAUCACGUGAGGGUCUAUGCCAUGUACAAUUCCGUAAAGGGCUCCUGCUCCGAGCCGGUUAGCUUCACCACCCACAGCUGUGCCCCCGAGUGCCCGUUGCCACCUAAGUUGGCACACAGGAGCAAGAGUUCUCUCACCCUGCAGUGGAAGGCACCAGUUGACAAUGGUUCAAAAAUCACCAACUACCUUUUAGAAUGGGAUGAGGGGAAAAGAAACAGUGGUUUCAGACAGUGCUUUUUUGGGAGCCAGAAACACUGCAAGCUGACAAAGCUGUGUCCAGCCAUGGGGUACACGUUCAGACUGGCCGCUCGGAACGACAUCGGGACCAGUGGGUACAGCCAGGAGGUGGUGUGCUACACCUUGGGGAACAUUCCUCAGAUGCCGUCUGCCCCCAGACUCGUCCGAGCCGGUGUCACAUGGGUCACGCUGCAGUGGUGUAAACCCGAAGGCUGUUCACCCGAGGAAGCGGUUACCUACACCUUGGAAAUUCAGGAGGAAGAAAACGAUAACCUUUUCCACCCAAAAUACACUGGAGAGGAUUUAACCUGUACUGUGAAAAAUCUCAAAAGAAGCACACAGUAUAAAUUCAGGCUGACUGCUUCGAACAUGGAAGGGAAAAGCUGUCCGAGUGAAGUUCUGGUUUGUACGACGAGCCCAGACAGGCCUGGGCCCCCGACGAGACCCCUGAUUAAAGGACCGGUGACGUCCCACGGCUUCAGUGUCAAGUGGGAUCACCCCAAGGACAAUGGCGGUUCUGAAAUCCUCACGUACAUGCUGGAGAUAACGGAUGGAAGUCCUGACGCAAGUCAGUGGGAAGUGGCUUACAGCGGACCCGCGACAGAAUACACCUUCAGCCACUUGAAACCAGGCACUUUAUACAAACUCCGAGCAUGCUGCAUCAGUACUGGUGGACACAGUCAGUGUUCUGAAAGUCUCCCUGUUCGCACACUGAGCAUUGCACCAGGUCAGUGUCGACCACCAAGGGUUUUGGGUAGACCAAAGCACAAAGAAGUCCACUUAGAAUGGGACGUCCCUGCCUCCGAGAGCGGCUGCGAGGUCUCCGAGUACAGCGUGGAGAUGACGGAACCCGAGAACGUGGCGUCCGAGGUGUACCACGGACCCGACCUGGAGUGCACCGUGGGCCACCUGCUUCCGGGGACUGUGUAUCGUUUCCGGGUCAGGGCGCUCAAUGAUGGAGGGUACGGUCCCUAUUCUGACGUGUCAGAAAUCACCACUGCCGCGGGGCCCCCUGGACAGUGCAAAGCACCUUGCGUUUCUUUCACGCCUGACGGAUGGGUCCUCGUGAGUUGGGAGAGUCCUGAGAGCUCCGGAGCGGACAUCUCGGAGUACAGGUUGGAGUGGGGAGAAGACAUGGACUCCCUAGAACUUGUUUAUCAGGGAACUGAAACCUGCUUCGAAAUCCGCGAGCUGUUGCCUGCUGCACAGUAUUGCUGCAGACUCCAGGCUGUCAACCAGGCAGGAUCAGGGCCGUAUAGUGAGCUUGUCCACUGCCAGACACCAGCAUCUGCCCCCGACCCGGUCUCCACUCUCUGUGUCCUGGAGGAGGAGAUUCUCAGCGCCUGCCCUGAAUCACCGUCUGUGUGCCUUGUACUGAGCUGGGAAGAGCCGUGCAAUAAUGGGUCUGAAAUCCUUGCGUACAACAUUGAACUUGGAGACAAUAGCAUCACCGUGGGCAAUACCACCACUCAUGUCUUGAAGGAUCUCCUUCCUGAGAGUACCUACAGGAUCAGAAUUCAAGCUGUAAAUGAAAUUGGAGCCGGACCAUUUAGUCAGUUUAUCAAGGCAAAAACUCGGCCGUUACCCCCUCUGCCUCCGAGGCUAGAAUGUGCUGCCGCCGGUCCUCAGAGCCUGAAGCUCAAGUGGGGAGACAGCAGCCCCAAGACGCAUGCCGCUGACGACAUGGUGUACACGCUGCAGCUGGAGGACAGGAACAAGAGGUUCAUUUCCAUCUACAGAGGACCCAGCCACACCUACAAGGUCCAGAGGCUGACUGAGUUCACGUGCUACUCCUUCAGAAUCCAGGCAGCCAGCGAGGCCGGCGAAGGGCCCUUCUCAGAAACCUACACCUUCAGCACAUCCAAGAGUGUGCCCCCUGCCAUCAAAGCCCCACGAGUGACACAGUUAGAAGGGAAUUCAUGUGAAAUUCUCUGGGAGACAGUUCCACCAAUGAAAGGCGAUCCUAUCAGCUAUGUUCUGCAGGUGUUGGUUGGAAGAGAAUCUGAAUACAAACAGGUGUACAAGGGAGAAGAAGCCACAUUCCAAAUCUCAGGCCUCCAGACAAACACGGACUACAGGUUCCGAGUGUGCGCGUGUCGUCGCUGUCUCGACACCCCCCAGGAGCUAAGCGGAGCUUUCAGCCCCUCUGCAGCUUUUGUCCUACAACGAAAUGAGGUCAUGCUCACAGGGGACCUGGGGAGCUUAGACGACCCCAAAAUGAAGAGCAUGAUGCCUACUGAUGAACAGUUUGCAGCCCUCAUUGUGGCUGGCUUUGCGACUCUGUCGAUUUUAUUUGCCUUUAUACUACAGUACUUCUUAAUGAAGUAAACACACUCAGCAAAACUAGAUAUGGAUUUGAUUAAUGCUACACAUUUUAAUACACACAUUUAUUCAGAUACUUCUGUCAGUCUUUUUUGUUCUUUGAUUUAUAGCCUUCUUGUUUUACAGAUUUAGCUAGGAAAAAAAAAAUAUCAGUGUUUUGGUGCACCUUUUUGAAACUAGGAAGAGGUUAAACUGGAUUU